Molecule: messenger RNA, 966 nt
Organism: Drosophila bipectinata
Lineage: Eukaryota; Metazoa; Arthropoda; Insecta; Diptera; Drosophilidae
Product: zinc finger protein 2
Biological process (GO): regulation of transcription by RNA polymerase II
Molecular function (GO): DNA-binding transcription factor activity, RNA polymerase II-specific; RNA polymerase II transcription regulatory region sequence-specific DNA binding
Source: RefSeq, a predicted model, not a curated record
AUGUCUCGUAGACAUAAAAGGAAUGAAAACGCAAAUAUUGAGACCGUGGACUACAUUAGUGGAAACGAAAAUGAAUCUACACCGAUUGACCAAUAUGCUGUCAGCCAAAGAAGCAAAUACAAACAAGUCGGAGUACAUCCGACUACUGGAAAACCGAAGAUUAUGCUGACUUGUAACAUUGAAGGCUGCACGUAUCAAACAAACAGGCGACGGGACAUGCACCGACACAAGCGCUCCCAAAAACAUUCGAACCACGACGUGUCCUCUGACUCGGACUCCGACUUCGAUCGCCCGCCGUGGGAAUGUAAGCUGUGCAGUUAUAUCACCGCCAAGAGAUUUAGCUUUGCGCGGCACCAGAGAUCCGAAAGGCAUCGUCGGAAUCAGCUAUUUGCCUCCAAAGACGAAGAUACACCUGUUCCCGCGAAAAAGGUUAAAGAAAGUCAUUCAGAUGAUCAAAAUAUCAACACGUCCAGCGAAGACAGCAAAGAUGAAGGUAUCCUCUACACAUGCACCACUUGCACGUUCAUGACAAACAAGAAGUGGUUGAUGAAACAGCAUAAAAAGUCAACGGACCAUCUAGAGAAACUGAACAUUACGGAACUGGAAAACUGGCUGAUAGAAUAUGACCCCCAGGAAGAAGAGGAUUGUCGAACAACUGAGCCCGUCCGGCAGGAGACAGAAGAUGAGGACGGCGAAGAAAAUAUCGCCGUCGAGAACUGCUCUAUGUUUGAGUGCAACAUUUGUGAUUAUAAAACUGCCCAUAAAUUUAGUUUCAUCCGCCACAAGCAGUCUUGCAGGCACCUCGAAAACAUUAUCAUUCUUACGGAUGAGGAGGAGGUCCAGAAGGACCUUGGCUUUGAUGUUAUAGAUAUGGAUCCCAACGAAGAAUUGCAGGAGAUCGUAUACGUUCCCAUGGAGGAGAAUCCUGACGAAAACUGCUACCACAUAGUGAUGGAUAGCGAUUAA